CCGUGGGCGCCUCGCGCAUACGUGGUGUCCCGUCGUGUCUCGUGUCGCGCGAAAGACGCGUCUCUCGCCGCCGUGUGGUCUACGCGCGCGCGCGCGCGCGUAGACUCGCUCGUGCUCUAGAAUCGUCAACCGGGAGUAACGUAGCGUCACUCGUCCCCGCUGCUCCGGAUCGCAUGCCUGCACACUUAGCGUUUUGCAAUUUCCGAAGAAAUGGCUGGUAUCGGCAAAAGGAUGCUCUUACGUGAUAUUAACCAACAUUUGGUCUGUCUACUGUGUCGAGGCUACCUCAUAGAUGCCACAACCAUAGUGGAGUGUUUGCAUUCCUUUUGCAGAAGUUGCAUUUUGAAAGCACUCAGCACUUCGGCACAAUGCCCAUCGUGCAAACAUGCGCUCAACAAAGCGAAGCCAAAUAUCAAAGCCGAUAAAGCGCUACAGGAGAUCGUGUAUAAAUUGGUGCCCGGAUUAUACCAUAGAGAAAUGCUAAGGAGGAGAGAAUUUUAUAAAAAGCAUCCCGAACAUGCGAAUCUAACAACGCCGGAGCAACGCGGUGAAGAUGUAAGUGGACGAUUAAUAUUCAAUCCGGAGGAUGUGGUGAGCUUGAGCUUGGAAUACCUGCCGCCAGAAGCAGAUCCGUUGGAUAUAUUGAGUAUCAAUGACGCGGAUACGAACAGCUCGAAUAGCGUCCACAGCGGUGGCAAUACCAAUAACAGUAAUCACAAUGGCAAUACCGGCAACAGCAGGAGAUACUUGCAGUGUCCAGCUCUCGUGACUAUUGCGCAUUUGAAAAAGUUCAUAUCAAUGAAAUACAGCGUUGACGUAACAAGAUACACCAUCGAAAUUUGUCAUCGACGCGCAACCCUUCCCGAAAAUUGGACCCUCAUGGACGUCGCUUAUAUUUACGCGUGGAAAAGGAUUGCACCGAUGAGAUUUUUCUACCUGGUGGCGCAUGAACAAAGACUCGAAGCACCGCUGCAUCAAAGACCAUCGACUCCGGGAUUGGGAGCUCGGGACUGUUUGCCACCGAUCGACGUUCGGAAUAACAGUGAUAUAAGCACUAAUCUUGUUAAUCAGAUUCCGGAAACCUCUAAAUCAGAAGUUAAAUCAGAAGUUAAAUCAGAAGUUAAAUCAGAAGUUUUAUCUGCGAGCGAUAGCGAUAGGACAACGUCUUUAACGAAAAGUUUGGAUAAGAUUGCAAACAGCAAGAUAAAUACGCCCGUGGAUCGUAAGCCAACAGUGACAAGCGAGAAAGACGAAGCAAACAAAACGACGACAACAUCCGCAACGUCGACAUUAACAGCGACGAGCGUGACGACGACAAUAUUGACCACGGUAGCGACAAACGUGUCUUCGCCGACGACGACAACGACGACAACGACGAUGUGCAAUGAUUCAAGCAAGCAGAUAAAGAGUCCGAUUAAGAUAAUGAAGAAUCCGGACGGAAAAUAUGAAGUGUUAAAGAAUCCCCCUGCUCCUUCUACAGAUAUUAAGAGUCCAACAAGUCCUGAAUUUAGUGUCGUGAAUUCCAAUGGUGUCAAGAUAACGCUGAAGCAAUGUUCACCGCCACAAAAUAGCAAUGCGAAGAAACCGAAAGUCAUCAGCGACGUUCUAUUGCGUUGCGGUCAAGUGGAGAAAGACGCACCGUUGAUUCAGCGACUGCAACAGGCACAAGAUAAAGAUAAAUUUACUAUCCAGACUAAUCCAGUAUUGCCGGAUAAGUUGGAAAAGCAACGGCGUAAAGUGACCUUCUCAGUAGAUCGAUCUCCAACAUCCGAGAAGACCUCUCCCACUAACGCCAGCGGUACCGUGCCAAAAACAGCGUUGAAGAAACCAGCGGAGCAACAGGAUAAAAAGCAAUUCCUACAGGGUUUUCAGUUGACCGCUCGAGAACCAUCGGUACCAAAUGAUAGCAAGUUGAUGCCUACUAUUCGAGACAUCGGUGUCGCAGUGAGCGCCUUCAAAUCUCUUCCAAAAGCUAACGCAAAAGUGGAGGAAUCCUUUAAGAAAGACACUGAUGAAAUUAAGAAAAAGAGCAAUACUGAGAACGCUGGCUCGAAUGCGAACAGCAACACCAUCGCGAUCGCGAAACGGAAUCUCCUCGGAAUGACUGCUAAUUCGCGUACAAAUAAAACCAAUGACCCAAACGGACGUGCAUUCAAUUCGGGAGUCAGUUCAAACAACACGAACAUCGCGAGCAGCAAGAUGGAUGUGUAUACCUUUUCUAGCGAUCCGCCGAUUGUCCCAGCCGGAGCGGUAAAGAGGAAAUGCCCGCCGGGUGUACCAAUUGCAGAUUUGAAGCGUCGAAAAUCGCCGCAGAUCGCGCAGAAACAGGAAGCUAAGAGGCAAAACGCUUCUUCGUAUAAUUCUGUUAAGCUAUCGCGCACUUCUUCCGCGGAACAUGUGGUACCUACGAGUAAAGCGACCAAUCUAGUAGGAGAUUACAGUGGCAAUUCAAGUCGCAUGCCCAACGCAAAAGCGUCGACCAGCCCGCUGCUGCCGAAUGACACUAGGGAUUUUCUAGUAGAUGGCUACGGAUUGAAUAUUCCGGCGAGUUUGAGCAUAACGCUAACGUCCCCCAAGUCUUCCGGGACUUCCGGGCAAGUCGAGUUCAAAGAUCCCAACGAUAAUAAUCGCGGAAAGGUCGCACUGGGUAAAGUGAAUCCUAGUAUCACGUUGAACGAUCGGUCGGUCGACCCGCGUGUGUUGAAGGCUUUGAAGACGGGACAGAUCAGAAUGCCAGCCACUCCAACGAAGGGCAAACCAGCGGCAACAACGGUAGCGACAACGAAACAGACACCAAUGACAGCGGAUCGUAGCGAGAUAACAACGAGCCAGCAACGAACGACAAUGUUUGCUGGCAAACGGAAGAGGGAACACGAAUUAUCCAAGGACAUUCUGGAUUUGAGCGGAGGUAAAAAGAGUAUGGAUUUACAUCCUUUGAGAAUCCCUCAACCGGUGACGAAACUUAAUCAAAACAAGACCAAUAAGAUUACGAGCAGGGAUAAUAUGCAACCGGGUAGCGUCUCCGAUCAGGGUCAACUGGUGACACUGGGCAAUCAUCUGUAUUAUCGAGCACCUCCAGGUUCUUUGACACCCGCAGCUCACCGUGUUAAUGAUUUUCCAUUACCACCAUCGCCAUCGCGUACCCCUGUUUACGCACCGUGCCUCGGCUCCCUCAAUCGAUCGAGCUCGGACCUUUCAUCCGUCUUUCCGACUCUGUCGAGUUUUUACGCUCUGAAUCAGGCACCGAAUCUUCAGCAGUUUCAGAUGGAUACGGCGCGACUGAAAUUACCACCGCGUCCCGUUGCAGAAAGCGGCGCGACUUCUGCGACGUCUGGAAGUGGCGACAAUCCAGCCAAUUCCAAUAUUAGUGGCGUGCCAGGGAAGAGUCAUUUAGCCGCUCAGUGCGCGCCGGUUAAGCCCGCAAGAUCUUCCGUGGCAUCCUUGGCUGUUCCCAUCAAUAAACAACAACACUCUGCGGACAAAUCUGCAAACGUUAAUACCAAUCGGACGAUCUUGGGCGACUCCUCGAGCAAACCUUCGGCUUUUCGUAACAACGAAGAUCACGGCUCGUUGGACGACACUCUUCGUUUGAACAUUCAAAAAAGAUUUGCCUUGGAUGUCGAGAGUACAAAUAACAGGUUUCUGUCGCGGAACGAGGAUGCAAAGAGCACCAGCCAAGCCACGAACGAUACUGCUAGAGAUACAAAUGCCGAGUCCAAGAAAGAAGCGACCAAUCCUAACAAUUCGCAACAACAGCAGCGGCAACAGCAACAGAAUCGCGAGGCAGCGAGUCCUAAUAUCGUGUCGUCGACGGCUUCGCCGUCGCCACCUCCCGGCAAUGGUGGGGCGAGAAGUGAGGGUAGCACUAGUCAGGGUGACAAUAAUAUUAACAGCUCAAACGGGGAUAAUAACGGGACGUCGUCGAGUCCGACGAAGAGCAUCGUUUCCGAAGCGACCUGCAACAAAUCGCCAGACAGCCCGGACUCCAGUUCGAUCACGGUAGAGUCCAGUUCAGGCACGAGUUCAAGCAAGACGACGGAUCGGGAAGUGUCGACGGAUGCGACGAAGACCUCGGACGCGAAUCCAACCGCGGUCGGUGAUUCGACCGCACCUGACGACAAGAACAAGUUUCCCGUCAAAUCGGAAGCGAGUGAGAUCGCGAAGCAAUUGACUUCCGUGCAGAAAACGUUGCUGGCAGUUUUUCCCUCGAACGAAUGGGCGAACAAUCCCAUUGCCGCCGAGCACCUGGGAAACUUCCUGAAGAGCCUCAACGCCACGAUAAAAAAUGAAGGGAGCACUGACGAAUCUAAGACGGAGAAAACCGAUCGGAAGACCGAGGGUAGCGAGACUCGGUAAUAAUAUUUCCGACGAGGAUGAAAAAAUGAGCUUUUAUUUUACGUUGUUGCGAGGAAGUGAUACGCUAUGGUGUUUUCGAGUCAUCGGUGUGAAUUUUAUAUAGGAUUUUAAAAGACAGUUUUUAGUUUCUUUCAUUUGGAUGAUUGUUAUAGACUGGAUGUUUCACUGAAUCCAUUAUUAUACGCGAUAACGCGCGUAUAAAACAUGAUGACAAUGAGAAAAAAUAUAGGAAACAAGCAGACAAACGGAUAAACUCUGAGACACUGCCAUAUGAAUGGAAAAAUGCGUGGAAUCAUUUUUUACAGGGAUGCACACAAUUAUUAUAAUUCACGCGAAGUGGAUGAGGAGAAUCUCACAAAGAACGUUACGUAUAUUAUAGAGUACACAGAAUAUACAGAAUAGUAUUAUAAAGAGCAGUAGGUCGAGAAUCUUAUUUUUUCAAGUUUCUUAAAAAGAAUCUUUCAUAUGCUCUGAAAUGAUCUAUAGACUAUAUUAUUGAUCUUGUCAAAUUAAAACUUGGAAACAUUCCGGAAGAAAGAAUCUCCACAUCUUUCUCUGAGAAUCUUCUUCGCAGAGAUCAGAAUGUAACUUUUGAUCAGUGAUACAGAUUGACAACGACAGCUUGCUUCAUGACUGAAUUAUGUCCCGUAUAGUUUACAAUCAUUGCUUUCAAUAUUUGCUAUUGGAAUCGGAUCAUGUAACAAAAUCACCUCUUUAUAUAUUCAAUUUAUGAAUAGCAAGUGUUAUAGCUGCGUUGUAACAGUUAUAAUAAAGAAAAGUAACAAGAAGUUAAAAGUGGUCCAAGCAAAAAUAAGUGGUAAACUGUAUUCGUAUAUCAUAUAUCCCAUUGAUUCCUUGAUAUAGAUUCAAUAUCACGUUUUACACAAUAUAAUUUUUCUAAAAGUUGCUAAUGUAUGAUAAAGUGAUUGCAAAAUUAAGAAGAUUGCAAAAUUGAAUCAAUAGGAUAA
Camponotus floridanus (Florida carpenter ant) is the source of this 5324-nucleotide messenger RNA. RefSeq names its product serine-rich adhesin for platelets. The transcript has 6 exons. The record is from RefSeq and is a predicted model, not a curated record. Gene Ontology annotation, biological process: negative regulation of transcription by RNA polymerase II. Gene Ontology annotation, cellular component: PRC1 complex. Bases 211 to 4356 code for a protein of 1381 amino acids. Gene Ontology annotation, molecular function: promoter-specific chromatin binding. Lineage: Eukaryota; Metazoa; Arthropoda; Insecta; Hymenoptera; Formicidae.